AUGAGGCACCUCUGCCACGAGCGCGAUGAGCUCCGGGCCACCAGCAGCUCGCUGACGGUGGAGCUGCAGCAGGCCUUGGGUGCCGUCGAUCACCUGGAACGCCGCUUGCAGCAGCAGGCCCAGGAGGCAGAGCAGCUGCAAGAGCAGCACCGGCGACAGCUGGAAGCUGCGGAGUGCGAGUUCGUGAACGAGAGCAUGCCCUACCAACAACGCCUGGGCGAGCUUGAAGCACAGCUCGCACACCAAGAGCAGAAGUUCUUAGAGCGGGAGGCCGUCGCCUACCGGGAGCGUGACAAGGAGCGUGCUGAGCUGGAGGCGGCCAAGGAAGAGCUUCAGCGGCGUGAAGCCAUGCAGGAGCGCCGUGCCCGGGAGCUCCGGGACGAGGUGGAGCGCGCCAAGGCGGCGCAGUGCGAGCUACAAGAGCUCAGAAAGGAGAUGGCUGAAGUGGACAGUGCCAGAGAGGCCGCCGACCGCAGCCGCGAGGCCGCGGAAGGCGAGCUGAAACUGGAGAGCGCCCGACGGAGAUCGCUGGAGCAACGGCAGCAGGACUUGCAACAGCAGGUGGAAAAGCUACAAAGCUCCACCACAGGUGGUGUCAAAGAGUCGGAGCUGCAGCUCCGGAUGCAGGUCAGUGCAGUGACCCAGCAGCGGGACAACUUGCAGCAGGAAGUGCUCAAGCUGCAAAAACGCGUCGAAGCGCAACGUGCAGGCGAUGCGCAAACGCAGAUGGCACAACGAUUCGAGCUGGCCUUGCAAGCCAUCGGCAAGCUGCAGGAAGAGCUGGAAGCUUGCCAAGCACAGAGGGAUGCAUUCCAAAAGAAAUGUCAGCAACUGGCGGGCCAAGGAGCUGGCGCCUGA
Molecule: messenger RNA, 858 nt
Organism: Durusdinium trenchii
Lineage: Eukaryota; Dinophyceae; Suessiales; Symbiodiniaceae
Source: the annotation of a GenBank genome assembly